Molecule: messenger RNA, 1752 nt
Organism: Rubroshorea leprosula
Lineage: Eukaryota; Viridiplantae; Streptophyta; Magnoliopsida; Malvales; Dipterocarpaceae
Source: the annotation of a GenBank genome assembly
UCUUCCUCUACUCUAAUUCAGUGUGGCAGUGUCCGGUACUUCAUCUCCCCCAAUUGAGUGUCAAAGUCUCCCUCUCCUUCAUUGAUUCUCCGAAAUCCUGAUCGGCCUCACAACGAUAUCCGAUUAUUGAAGAGUCCUCAGCCUACAAAAGUUGCAAGCGGAGUCGUACAGUUGUGAACUUUUUGGGUGAGAAUCAGCAACUUGAGUAUACUCUAUCAAUGAAAUUCACAUGGAGAAUCGAGAAUUUUUCGACAUUAAAAAGCAAGAAACUUUAUUCCAAAAUAUUCACUGUUGGUGGUUAUAAAUGACUCACAACAUCAGUUCGAAGCAAGAGAGAGUGACUGGGGUUUCACAUCAUUUAUGCCUCUAAGUGAUCUUUCCAACCCUAAAAGAGGCUAUAUUGUGAAUGAUACGGUCAUUAUUGAAGCUGAGGUAGUGCCUGGUACAGUUCCUGCCACCCCAGUGGCAUCAGAAGACGGAGCAGGCCUCAAGAAAUCUGCCAAGAAGCCAGCUGCUAGCAAAAAGGUCUCCCCUUUAACCAGUCCCCUGAUAGAAACAGCUUCACAAACUGAGACUGGGCAACAAAUAGAGGAUGAAGAAGAAGAAUACAAGCAAGAAGCCACGCUGGAAGAAAAAGAAGACAAAAAAGAAGAGCCCGAAGAAGAAGCUACUGAUUCUACUCCCUCCAAUAGGAGCUCUCUUCCUCCACAACCAAAGGAUUCCAUUGGUGAAUCAACAUCUAUUGCAACUGAGACCCAGCUUACUCCCGAAAAGACUUUGAAUCAUGAGGUGGGAGUCCUGGAUGAAGACUUUGAGAAAGAAAUCUUUGCGAGGCUGGAGCUUCUGACAGAUCUCCGGACGAAAGAAGAACCUGUCACCCCUGGCAAAGGAAAAGCAACAAUGGAGACGGAGACCAUAGAUUGGAUUGAAAUACCAACUCAGGAAGAAAUAAAUCGAGCAACCUCUAUCAUCCAAAGCUUGAUAAAAUGUAAUCCCUCUGAAAUCUGCCAGGAGCUAGAUCAAAAAGAGAUACUAGAUGCAGCCCAAACACUUAGCCAGGUUCCAAGUCUCCCCGCAUCUCAUCGCCAGUUCUGGACAGAUUUCCCUUCUAUCCUUGAAGACUUCAGUCAGCGAUUCAACAAUAAGCAAAAAAUAGUGACAGAAGCAAUGGCAGCUCAAAAGAAGAUUGAAGACGGAACUACUACCUUAAUCCACAAAAAGGAGGAAUACCUGAAGACCAAGGCUGAGCAUGCUCUCCAAUCCAAAGAAUACCAGGACCUCCUGAGUGAACUGAGCCAGAUUGAGGCUCGUCUAGCUGAGUUAAGGAACCUCAUUCCAGAAAAGAAGAGCACUGUGGACGUCCUCACAAGCACCAGGUCAAAAUUGCUGGAAGAGUUAGAUGUUGAAGGAAAACAAAUAAUGGCAGAAAAGAAACAAGCAGGUGACGUGGCAGAAGCAGCAAAGCUAGCCGCUGAAGAUGUACAACAAAUGAAGAAGGUAUGGGAGAGCUGGAAGGACCUCCUCCCCUAAAAUAAUCCCUUUCAUGUCUUUGGCCAUGUGGUAUCUGAACAAUAUCUUCUAGGAUAUCAACUUCUAUUUUCAUAAGUGAUGUUACAUCUGAUAUUACUAUCAUGCAUGCUUGAAAUUUAGCUGCCAUUUCUUUUCAACUUUUUCUUCUUUUUUUUUUUUUUUUUGUGAAACAACGGUUGAGGGCAGGGUUAUGGCCAUACAAAAUACAAUAGCUGUAUUUGG